Messenger RNA from Alexandromys fortis (reed vole), 1254 nucleotides. RefSeq names its product phospholipid phosphatase 1 (gene Plpp1). The record is from RefSeq and is a predicted model, not a curated record. Gene Ontology annotation, biological process: phospholipid dephosphorylation; signal transduction; phospholipid metabolic process. Gene Ontology annotation, cellular component: plasma membrane. The transcript is spliced from 6 exons. Lineage: Eukaryota; Metazoa; Chordata; Mammalia; Rodentia; Cricetidae. Gene Ontology annotation, molecular function: phosphatidate phosphatase activity. The coding region runs from base 92 to 940 and encodes 282 amino acids.
CGCGUGCGAGGCUCCUAGGAAUUGGGUAUCCGGACCCGUCGCGGUCCUUUUCCACCGCCGCCCGCACUAGGUAGCCGUCCUGCCGGAGACCAUGUUCGACAAGACGCGGCUGCCGUACGUGGCCCUCGAUGUGCUGUGCGUGUUGCUGGCUGGAUUGCCUUUUGCAAUUCUUACUUCAAGGCAUACCCCCUUCCAGCGAGGAGUGUUCUGUAAUGAUGAGUCCAUCAAGUACCCUUACAGAGAAGACACCAUACCCUAUGCGUUAUUAGGUGGAAUAAUCAUUCCAUUCAGUAUUAUCGUUAUGAUUGCUGGAGAAAGUCUGUCUAUUCACUUUAACGCCUUGCAAUCAAAUUCCUUUGUUGGCAAUCACUAUAUAGCCACUAUUUACAAAGCCAUCGGAGCCUUUUUGUUUGGAGCUGCAGCUAGCCAGUCCCUGACUGACAUUGCCAAGUAUUCUAUAGGCAGACUGCGUCCACACUUCUUGGCUGUUUGUGACCCUGAUUGGUCAAAAAUCAACUGCAGUGAUGGUUAUAUUGAGAACUACAUAUGUCGAGGGAAUGCAGAAAAAGUCAGAGAAGGCAGGUUGUCCUUCUACUCGGGGCACUCUUCGUUUUCUAUGUACUGCAUGCUGUUUACAGCACUUUAUCUUCAAGCCAGGAUGAAGGGAGACUGGGCAAGACUCUUACGCCCCACACUGCAGUUUGGUCUUGUUGCUUUAUCCAUAUAUGUGGGCCUUUCUCGAAUUUCUGAUUAUAAACACCACUGGAGCGACGUGUUGGUGGGAUUCAUUCAAGGAGCUGUGGUUGCAAUAUUAGUUGCUGUGUAUGUAUCAGAUUUCUUCAAGAACAGACAUUCUUACAAAGAGAGAAAAGAGGAUGACUCACAUACGACUCUACAUGAAACCACCGCCACCACAUACUCAAGCAAUCGCCAUCCUUGAAGGAUGUGGGGAACUGGCCAGCUUCUAAAGAAAACCGCUGGAGGCAGAAGGCGGGAGGAUGCAUAUUACUUUCUGGUGUACAGGCCAUUACAAGACUGCUGCUAUACCUCUUGGAUACACCCACUUUACCUGUGUAUAUAGUUACAUUUAACACAUGAUUAUCUAAUAAUCCGAUUUAAAAAUAUCAAGCCUUCCACUAAGAACACUGCCCCACCUGUACAUUUUUUAAUUGAAAGAUGCUAUGUACAAAUGUGUAUGUUACAUGCCUUCUUAGAAUGAGAUCCGAUUUAAAAACAAUAAAAUGCUUGAACCAA